Alternaria viburni is the source of this 1527-nucleotide messenger RNA. It is a transcript of the gene DLD1, whose product is annotated as D-lactate ferricytochrome c oxidoreductase. Gene Ontology annotation, cellular component: oxoglutarate dehydrogenase complex; mitochondrion. The transcript has 6 exons. The coding region runs from base 1 to 1527 and encodes 508 amino acids. NCBI's taxonomy places the organism in Eukaryota, Fungi, Ascomycota, Dothideomycetes, Pleosporales, Pleosporaceae. Gene Ontology annotation, molecular function: dihydrolipoyl dehydrogenase (NADH) activity; flavin adenine dinucleotide binding. The record is from RefSeq and is a predicted model, not a curated record.
AUGUUCCGCUCACUGGCACCCCGCGCCAUGCAGAGGGCGACGCGGCCCGUCUCCCAAAAGACAUUUUGCGCAUCCAACAUCUACUUCCAGAACCGGUUACGACGAGGCUAUGCGUCGGAGGCUGAGGACAAGGACCUCGUCAUCAUCGGUGGUGGUGUCGCAGGCUAUGUCGCAGCCAUCAAGGCAGGACAGGCGGGCAUGAAGGUCACCUGUAUCGAGAAGCGUGGCUCCCUCGGUGGAACCUGCUUGAACGUCGGCUGCAUUCCCUCAAAAUCGCUCCUGAACAACUCGCAUCUCUACCACCAGAUUCUCCACGACACAAAGGGUCGCGGUAUCGAAGUCGGCGAUGUCAAGCUCAACCUCCCCGCCAUGAUGAAGGCGAAGGACACCUCCGUCUCCGGCCUCACCAAGGGAAUUGAGUUCCUUUUCAAGAAGAACAACGUCGAAUACAUCAAGGGCACUGGCGCAUUCCAGGACGAGCACACCGUCGCUGUCAACCUGACCGAGGGUGGCGAGACCACCGUCCGCGGCAAGAACAUCCUCAUCGCCACUGGUUCCGAGGCUACACCCUUCCCUGGCUUGACCAUCGACGAGCAGAAGGUCAUCACAAGCACUGGCGCUAUUGCGCUCCAGGAAGUGCCAAAGAAGAUGACCGUCAUUGGCGGUGGUAUCAUCGGACUUGAAAUGGCCUCCGUAUGGUCGCGUCUCGGCUCUGAGGUUACCGUUGUCGAGUUCUUGGGUCAAAUCGGUGGCCCUGGCAUGGACAACGAGAUCGCCAAGCAGACACAGAAGAUCCUCACAAAGCAGGGUCUGAAGUUCAAGCUCAACACCAAGGUUACCGCCGGUGAGGUUCACGACGCCGGCGUUAACGUCAGCGUUGAGGCCGCCAAGGGUGGAAAGGAGGAGACCAUCGACUGCGACGUCGUCCUUGUUGCCAUCGGUCGCCGCCCAUACACCUCCGGUCUUGGUCUGGACAACAUCAACCUCGAGACCGACGACAGGGGCCGCUUGAUCAUCGACCAGGAGUACCGCACCAAGAUUCCCCACAUCCGCGCUAUCGGAGACUGCACAUUCGGACCUAUGCUUGCCCACAAGGCUGAGGAGGAGGCUGUCGCCGCCAUUGAAUACAUCCACAAGGGUCACGGCCACGUCAACUACGGUGCCAUUCCCUCCGUCAUGUACACCCACCCCGAAGUCGCUUGGGUGGGCCAGAACGAGCAGGAGCUCAAGGAGGCCGGUAUCAAGUACAAGAACGGAACCUUCCCCUUCUCCGCCAACUCAAGAGCCAAGACCAACCUCGACUCUGAGGGUAUGGUCAAGUUCCUGGCAGAUGCCCAGACUGACCGGAUAUUGGGUAUCCACAUCAUUGGUGCCAAUGCCGGUGAGAUGAUUGCAGAGGGCACUCUUGCUCUCGAAUACGGUGCCAGCUCAGAGGAUGUUGCCCGCACAUGUCACGCUCACCCCACUCUCGCUGAGGCGUUCAAGGAGGCUGCCAUGGCCACCUACGACAAGGCUGUUCACUACUAG